GUGUUCGUUUAUUCUUCAGUUCUGAACUAUAGCAGCCAUGUGUAAAUACUCUGAAAUAUCAAAAUAACAGAAGAGGGACAGAUUUAUCUUCAUUUGAACACAGUGAAAACUGUAAAGCACACAGGUUUGACCUAUAAACGUGUAUGAAACUCCCUGAAACAUUCACAAAACUCUACAGUUUUAUAUGAAAUUAACAUGUAAAUGAGUAUAUGCAUACAACAGAGACAAAGAUCCAUUCGAUCUCAAACUCCACUCAUGUUGCUUUUGGUUCAGAAAAUUAAAAUUGAACAUAAAAUAAUAAGGGUCUGCCAAAUGCAUAAAUGUUUUGUAACACACAGGUUUGUCAUCAGGAGUGGAAACCAAUGAGAGAAACUAACUCCCAUCCAUUAAAACCUGGGUUCAAAUGAAAUCUGAAUGAAUCAAAUAAAUAUUUCAGUAAAUAAAAUCAAAUGCAUGAAUACAUAGCAACAAAAUGUGAAUUUAACUCACUGUUGUCAGCCACUGAACAUUUGUACCAAAGACUAAAAAAGACAAACUGAUAUUCAACCCUACAGUGUGUGUGAAAUGAGAAUGUAAAAGUUAAUAUAAAAACAAAGGCAUUCAAACUAAAUUUGGAGUUAAUUGAAACUGUAAAGUUUUGGUUGAGCUUGCCAGUGAGUCAACUGAAAUGAAACUGUGUUUUGGUACAUAUAGUUUACACUGAAAUAUUUAUUGCUCUAAAAAGUAGUGAUCACAGUCGUAGGCUUAUAUAUCGUUUCCCACAGCUGUGAACUCCAUUUGUCUGUGGCAAGAUGUUACAGUAGAUUUACUCAUUUGUUCCUUGCAUCACCUGUUUACAAGGAACUCUGCAGUUACGUCACAAAACUUUGAUCAUCCCCUUCCAUCGAACUGCAGACUUCAUUACGAACUUUCCCGAAGACCCUCCUCUUCAUCCAAUCACAGAUGAGUUCUUCUGCUACACUCCUUCUUGUUGACCAAAAAGAACCGCAACAAUUGGCUGUGUCCAAAACGUCCCACCUCUGUCUCCCGCGGGAUAAGCUUUUCUUGGAGCGCCCCGAGAGAGACGCUAAACUGAGGACGCGUCUAAGUUGGGUGAUGGUCAGAGAAACGUCGGCAGAGACCGACAAUCGUACGGAGCUGUAUUGAACAAGCAGUUGGUGAGACUUCUGCAAUCCUUUAUCUUGAUUUUAUGAUGAGAUUCUCAUAGACAAACUUUUGUUAUUGUUUGUGAAACGUCAUCACUUUGUUUUGCUGCUGAACAGUCACUCUUUUUGAAGACCAUUGAAGAUCAUUAUAAUCGACGUCACACUCUUAUCAGCUCAUCAUCAUUCCUCAUGGAAAACAUCUCGGCUUUGAACCUGAACUCCACCACCUCUGGUUGGAAACAGCCGUUGUGGUAUCUCUUUGAGGCGUGUGCGGAGGCUCCUCAUUGGUUUAUCUUCUACUUUGGUGUCAAAGUAUUGAACCUGGUUGCAGGAGUCCCAUUGAACGCCCUCGUGAUGUGGCAGAUUCUGAAAAAGAAGAGCGAGGGCUCGACAUCCAACAUUUUCAUUUUCAACCUCUCUGUCCUGGAUGCCUAUUUCGGCCUCAUGACGCCAGUCGACCUGGCAAACCGGCUGUACUUCAGUGAUGACCACAUCUGGUACUCCGUGCGUUUCGCCUACGGGCUGAAAGACGUGACUCCAUUGUUUCUCACCUGUAUUUGUCUGGACAGGUAUGUCGCUGUGGUACAUCCCAUCCUAUUCACCGGAAUCCGUGACAAUCGCAUCCGAAUCGGCAUCUCCAUAGUGGUGUGGGGACUCAUCCUCGCCUACUCGUUGACCAAAUGCUUCUUGGGCGUCCUGAGUGUGAACGAGGUCUUCAGCUGCGUCAUCCUCGCUGCCUUCUUCAUCAUGGUGUUCUGCAACCUGUCCAUCAUCUGGGUCCUCAGGAAAAGUGUCGCAGGGAAGGAAGUCAUGAACCCAAUAAAGAAGAGGGCCUUCAAUAUGGUGACUAUCGUCCUUGCCAUCAUCGUGGUGAACUAUUUACCUCCGGUGGCUCUGUUGCCAUUUGCAUCCACCUACUCGUUUGUGACGUUUCGGUGUAAGAUCAGCCUCGCCGUGUUCUCCAUCAUGGACUUGAGCUGCACCAUCGAGCCUUUGCUCUACAUCUCUAAGAUGGAGCGAUCCGAGUACUGUCCGUGCUUGCAGAGUCCCUCCAAGAAACCUGUCAAUGUUAGUGUCUGAAACGAAGCAUGCAUGAUUUGCGACUCUUGGGCUGUCUGUGUCUCUCCAGUGUUUCUCAACUGGUGGGUUGGGAGCCAAAAAUGGCCCUCAAGUCUGUUGUGAUGGGGCAAACCAUGUCAGAUACAAUACAAUAAAACUAACCAUAUAUAACCAUUAUGACAGCAAAAUAAAUAGACAGAGAACAAAACACUCUUCCUAUAGAGUUGUUGUUGAUGUCAAAGAUUAUGUGUCCAUCAAACUCCACAUUAUUUUGGCACAAUUUUAUCUGUUACCAGGUAAAAGUCAAAUUCAACAGACUGAUUGACAUAGGCAGGGUGUGUGACGCCUCAUCCUCAAACACCAUGAACGAAACAAGUCAAAGAAAAUACAUCCCAAACUACAUUAAAUACAUAAAUCUCACUCACAGAGAGAAUGAAGAUGAUUUGAACUGAACACACUUUGUCUGUGCAUUGAACCGUUUGCCGUCGAGAGCAUGAAAUCUCAAUGUUGGUAAGCUUGCAUCUUACUGGGCCUAUUAUUCAGGGUCUGUCCACUAUAAUGUUAAUCCAUUUCAACGUUUGCUUGUGCUACUAUUGUAAAACUCUGCAUUGUGUUGAUGAUGUAAAAUCUUGACUCUGAUUUCAGCAAAACCAGUUUAGAAUCACUGAUUUAAUGAACUGUUCAUCAUUAACAUGUUGACUCUAUGAACAUCUGCCAGUUUUUCUGAGCAUUGUCUUGUUUACCCAGACAUCACAUAUUUGCCUCUUUCUGUGCAGCUCAUUCAUAAUGUUUCAUUCCUCAUGAUUCUUUUCUAAUUGAUCAUUAGACUCUGAGAAGAUGAAGCUACAGAGCUGAACUUCACUUUGUACUUGUCAAAGUUUUGUUUUGAGUUUUCAUCAGAUCACCUGAUUCUUUUAUUUCUCACAGAUUAGAUUCCAGGUGCAUAAUUAAGAACAUAACGAACCACUAAUUAGAUGUUAAUUAAAAUACCUAGGGAUUAAUUAAGAAUGGGCUGAGGUGACACAGAUGGUACGAGCUUGUAAUUGUGUAACUAGAUGAUGCUACGAGAUUAAUUAACAUGAAAAACAUUUACAGUAGACGGUCAUGUGAGCUUGUUGUCAUUGAUCUCUGACUACUAGAGACGGUUACAUUAGGACAAGAAAUAUCAAUACUAGCUAGAUGUGUGGUGCAUAAAGGAACUACAUUACUCCAUACUUAUAUGUCUUUGUUCAAUUAUUCUUCCAUUCUGAAAUAUAGCAGCCAUAUGUAAAUACUCUGAAACAUCAAAAUAACAAAAGAGGGACACAUUUAUCUUCAUUUAAACACAGGUUAAAGCACACAGGUUUGACACUAUAAAUGAGUAUGAAACCACCCUGAAAUUAGGGUUGUCAAAAGUACCGAAUGAUUGAACAUUGUGCUCAUGUGCUCAACAGAUAUGUCUGUGAUUGGCUACAAUGAUCAAUGCUUCAAAAACAUGUUGAAGAGACAUCUCUUCACAGAGCACUUACACAGAUACACACGAGAGCGUUUGAAAGCAGGUGUCUAUCAGCGGAUCGUGUGUAUCUGGGUGUACUGACUUGGUACAGAAAUUGGUACUUUUGACAGCCAAACCUGAAACAUUCACAAAACUCCACUGCUUGACAUGCAAUGAACACUUAUGGCUUGUUUCCACCGAGCGGUACGGUUCAGUUCAGUAAAGUACAGUACGAUUCGGGGCGGCAAACCUUAAUCCGGUUUGCAUUUCCACUGCCAACAGUACCCUUACUUGAUAGGCUUGGUGUAUCCCGGAAAGUAGCGAUCGACGUCAUUCUUGCGUGAAGAAGAAAGUGACAGUAAACAACAAUGGAGGACAUACAGCAGCUUUGUCUGAGCAAAGGCUGAAGGCUGCAAAAGUAUAGGAACAGCCGAAAAAUACACAUUGUGUUGCAGCGGUCCUUGUAGCAUGCGCAAGUGACGAUUCUCUGUCAACCAAUCAACGUUCUGCAGUGAAUGUA
Ctenopharyngodon idella (grass carp) is the source of this 4198-nucleotide messenger RNA. Its product is annotated as hydroxycarboxylic acid receptor 2. The coding region runs from base 1335 to 2225 and encodes 296 amino acids. The record is from RefSeq and is a predicted model, not a curated record. Gene Ontology annotation, cellular component: membrane. Lineage: Eukaryota; Metazoa; Chordata; Actinopteri; Cypriniformes; Xenocyprididae. Gene Ontology annotation, biological process: phospholipase C-activating G protein-coupled receptor signaling pathway; positive regulation of Rho protein signal transduction. The transcript has a single exon. Gene Ontology annotation, molecular function: G protein-coupled receptor activity.